GUUCAAUGGCUAUCGUACGUAAACUCGUAGAGCAAUACUGGGUGGUUCACCACAAUACACGGCGGAUUUACCUCUGGGUUGCCGAGAGCUGUGGCGCGUUAGGAUGGUCAGACGGGCCAGGCAGCUGAGCCCACGACGGUUUAAACACCGUAACCUAGUCUGUCGCCUCCAACCCCUAGUCUUUUACUCGGUGAGAUGUCGUCAUUGAUGGUGAGGGUGUCAACCGGAACGCGUUCCGGAGGCGUCUAAUCAUAGGCUGCGAAAGAUCGCUUGUCGCUGGAAACGCCGAGCAUGGUGGGCGGACUGCGACCGAGCAGCGCCGAUGGCACGGACGAGCCACCGGUGUCCAACCUCGGGAGCUUCAGCCUCAACGAAUCCAUGUUCAGGCUCAGCGAACUCAUGAAGCUCCACGGCGUCUUUGAGCAAGACUCGGCGCUCACCGAGAAGCAGUUUGUGGCGCACUUUGGCUCGAUCCUCGGCGGCGACCACUGGACGCCGACGCAGAUCUCGCAGCUCUUUAUGAAGAUCGACGCCAACUCGGACGGAACGGUCGACUGGGACGAGUUCACGAACUUCAUGUUCCUCAACGCCAACGCGACCAAAGACGCGUCUGCGACCACGACUGCCGCCUUCCUGCCCCGCGAUGACUAUGUGGCCGAGGAGACGCCCGUUACGACGCAUCGGGCUCGCGACGUCUUUGUCGCGAUCGAGACGCUGCCGCGCAGUGGCCACUACCUCGCGUGCACCCACGGCGGCGUCAUUUCGACGUUCGCACCGACGGCGCUGAGCGCGCCGCUGCACACGUUCAAGACGACGAGGAACAAGUCGGACUGGGUCUCGAGUAUGGUCUAUUUGCGCGUGAGCGGCAAGGUGGCCAUCGCGUCCAUGGAAGCCGGCGUCGUCUUCUACGACCUCUCGACGCCGGACAAGAAACUCGUGUCCAAACUUCCGUUUUCCGAGUUGGAGCAUGCGACGCCGUUGAGUUUGAGCACGAUGGUCGACGAAGGCAGCAUGCGCGAGAGCCUCUUCAUUGGCGACGACGUCGGGUGCGUCACGCAAAUCACAUUUGACGAGCCGACGACGUGGCACAUUUGCGACGGUGAAAUUGGCUGCCACAGCAGCCCGACGCUCGACGGCUGCAAGAUUGCGCGGACCGAGCGCCACACCGACUAUAUUACGUGCCUCGAGUUUGUCGCGGACCUCAACUGCCUCGUCUCGGCGUCCCACGACGGCUCGAUCAAGGUCGUCGACAUCACCCGGGGCACACUCAAGCGCGACUUUCGGCAGCACCGGGGCGCCGUCUACUCGUUUGCGUGGUGCAAGGAGCCCAAGCUUAUUGCGAGCUGCGGCCUCGAGCGUCAAGUGUUGCUGUGGAGCCCGUACUCGAUCCGGCUCGUGGGACGGCUCGUGGGGCACACGUGCUCGAUCAAACAAGUCAUCUGGAACACCGCGUCGUACAGCCUCCUGAGCCUCGGCUUUGACGGCCUCGUGCGCGUCUGGGACGUGAAAAACUGCAAGUGCAAUCAGGUGAUCGAAGACGCGUCCCACGAACGCCACAAGGUGAGUCUCCUCACGUUCGACGCGCGCUACAAGCACUUGAUCACGGCGUCGAGCGCGCUGAACGACUGGCCGCUGCAUCCGAUGGUUGGCGUCCAAGAAGCGCUGCAGCUGCACGAACACCCGAUUUGCAAGCUCCUCUUCAACCCCUCGUUUCAGCAAGUCGUGAGCAUCGACACGAACGCGCAUGUCGUGCUCUGGAACCUCCUCGACGGCUCUAUGAUUUCCAACUUUGACAUCUCCGACUCGACCAUCACCGCCGCCGCGCUGGACGAGUCGGGUCGCCGGCUCAUCACGGGCAGCCACGCCGGCGACGACGUCAAGCUAUGGAACUUUAGCAACGGGAGUCUCCUAACGACGCUCAAGAAGGAGAAGGACGACCACCACCUCGAUGCCCUCUUGCACUUCAACCGCGCCGAGCUCGACGACGAUGCCGGCCGCAUGAAGCUGCCGCCAAGCCUGCACACGCAGAGCGUGCAUAUUCCCCGUGUGCCCCGGUGCAUGGCGUCCAAGUCGAACGAAAUCACGAGCGUGCUCUCGAUCACGACGUCGAUUCCGUUCUCGUCUGGGCGUGGCUUUGCGCAGACCAAGUACCUUGCGUGCACGGGCUGGGACCGCCGCGUGUACCUCUGGAACGACUCGAAUGCAACCGAGUACCUCCGCCGCAUGCCCGAGAAGCGGGCGACGGGGCACACGGACGACGUGCUCUCGCUGACCUUUUGCCCGCCCAAGAGCAUCGCAACGGGCGGCGUCGACGGCUGUGUCAUUCUCUGGGGCCUCAACUCGGGCGACCUCAUGCACAAGUUCCAGUUCUCAAGCGGAAUCGAAGCGCUCAUGUACCCGCCCAAACUCGGUCUCCUCGUUGGCGUCACCACGAACGCAACGCUGCUUCUCAUCAACCCGCGCCACACCUUUGUGCAUGCGACUGUCGAUUUACGGCAAGACGAUGCGCUUCUUGAAGUCCGCGUCGCGCGCUGCGACGUCGACGGCGAGCUCCUCUUCACGGGCCUCUCGAACGGCCACGUUCAAGUGUUUCGGCUCGGGUGCCCGGGGCGACUCCCGCUUUGCGUUGAGAACGUGCACGCGUGGGCUGCGCACGAAACCUCGAUCGCGGCGCUCGACUAUGUCGAAAUGGGCACCGUCCUCGAGACCUUCUUGCUCACAACGUCGGCCGAGUCGAUGGCCAGCAUCAAGCUCUGGACGCUCGGCGGUUGCCUCAUCGGGCUCUUUGGCCACGACCACUGGCGCCUCGACGACGCCAAGCUGCGCGACUGCGAUUACCCGCGCAGCCCCAACGUGUCGACGUGCGCCGCGACGCUCGGUCCGCCCAAGGCCAUCGAGCUCUAUCAAAAGGAGCUGCGGGGCCUCCGCUUGAACGCGCCGCCGGCCGUCGGAGACGUUUGGUUCCGGAAGGACGAGCUCGGGCUCAUUGGCGCAGUGCUGACGCUUACGAGCGUGAGCCGCAACAAGGGCAACGUCGAGGGCUACGACAACGCGCGAGUCGUGACCGAGAUGGCGCUGAGCGUGCUCUUUGACCACGCGUGGCACCGGCACGAGUUCCUCUCCGGACUCGUCGGCCGCAUCUUUGUCGAAGACGACGACGGACCGCUCUUCAAGGUGGCGUCGGCCGCGUACGUCGGGUCGCGCUGGCAGAUCCUCGACACGGACGGCGGCGCGCACACGCUGCCGGCCGAGAAGGACGUCGACCCGGUCGUGCUCAAGACGCCCAAGUCCGCUUCGCUCUACCGCAUGCUGCCCCGUCCCUGCGUCCAUUUCCCGAACGCGCCCGCGCGCAAGGUGCCAGCGACGGACGUCCCUUCGCUGCCGCUGCCCAAAGCGACGCCCCGCGUCUCCAACCCGUUCGCCAUGACCGCCCGCGUGCACAUGGCCGUCCACCACUUCAAGCAGCACCGAUCGCCUCGCACGACCGCGAUACUUGCCUCGCGGCCGACGCAGCUCAGCGACGAGUGCGACGCCGUCAAGCUGCGCCUCCCGGCCAUGCACUCACCAACCAAGCAGGACAAGAAGGGCCGUGCGGCCACGAGUCGCCCCGAGCUCUACCCGCGCCUCGACGCGCGGCCCGUGGUGGCCAUCGACGAAGCCGCGCUCGGCGACUACGCGACGCUGCGAGCGACCUUGGCGCGCAGCCCGGGGCGCCCCUUACCUCGCGUUGCCGCGCUCGAUCCACCGUCCAUGCGGUGAUUAAACAUACAAAAUGGAAUGGGCAAAGAAGACUCAUGUGAGGCGUGAA
Messenger RNA from Saprolegnia diclina VS20, 3808 nucleotides. RefSeq lists its product as hypothetical. The record is from RefSeq and is a predicted model, not a curated record. Lineage: Eukaryota; Oomycota; Saprolegniomycetes; Saprolegniales; Saprolegniaceae. Gene Ontology annotation, molecular function: calcium ion binding; protein binding. Bases 292 to 3759 code for a protein of 1155 amino acids. The transcript has 9 exons.